This is a messenger RNA of Styela clava, 3545 nucleotides long. NCBI's taxonomy places the organism in Eukaryota, Metazoa, Chordata, Ascidiacea, Stolidobranchia, Styelidae. The record is from RefSeq and is a predicted model, not a curated record.
CGAUAGAAGUUUCUUUUCAGUUGAUUAUUAUUUUGAACGCUGUUCUUCCUUGUGUUCCGACCGGCUAAUUUUUAUCGAUAAUUGCUUUUCUGUUUUGACGCGAAUUUCGCGGGCUUUACUGCACCUGACGUGUCACGCGUGGCUCUUGCAUCUCGACUUUACGCGUCGUAGGACGUUCUUGUUUAAUCUUGUUAUGGUGUCAGUGGUGUGGUUUCGCAUUAUCCGCUUUACUGACUUAGCGUGUGGGUGGCAUUUGGUCUCGUUAGGUAGAACUGUGGUGAGGGUAUCGUAACCGGGGCCCCAUAUGACCAUCGUCGUCAUUUAUUGCUUUAAUUGUUCAUGUAUUUUUAUAUUUCAUUCUGCUUUCAUUUCAUAACUGCUUUCUAAAUUUAGUUGCUAUUAUAUUCUAAUAACGUGAUCGUUCACGUUACCUGUCAGUUUCUUGUCGAUUUAGGCCUUUGGAGCGUUAUCAUAUUCAACCGUUUUACAAUAAACGCGUAUGACAUGGAACAUCUGUGUGCCUAAAUCUGACAAAGUUGAAUAUGACGCAUUUGUUGAAGAAGUCGCCAAAUACUGAAGAAUCUGAAGCAACAGUGGCUUCAUCGUCGACGAGUAUGGAAGAAAGUAAAUCCGUAACCGAUAAUAUAAUUGAGAGCUUGCCAUCCUUAACCACACUCAGACAAAAGCGUGUCAACAUAGAGACCGAGCUUAAAUCAUUGUUGACCAAUAGUCGGAAUUUGAUAAACGAAAAGGCUCGAAGAUCGCAACUGGCAUGCCCUAAAGCAGAGUUAUAUUUUAAACUGGCCGCUUAUAAUCAAAUUAUAUCGAACAUAUCACCUCAAAUUCGCAAUGCAGAGUCAAAAGCUGCUUUCGAAGAAGGCGUUCGGAGCGUGAUAUCUGAAGUUGAAGGUAUGAUCGAUGAAAUUGAUAGUUACAUCGACCGCGAACCUGAAGCAUCGUGCGUGGCACCUGACGAAAAGAACUCUAAUGUUUCAAGCGGAAGUCUGAAAGAUAACAAUCAGCCAGCUUUGGCCCAACAGCCGAAUGGUAAAAUGGGGGCGGCGAUUGACCAACUUCGAGAGUCUAGCUUGGCGGGGAACGUAACCCACGAACCACAAAAACGAGAACACGAUGAUCGUCGAGAGACACCAUCUCUCCCAAAGAGUAGCUUUAUGAACCCCAGGUUCAAUGACUUUGACGAACGCGAUAUGUUAGAAUCAACUCGAAGAAAAAGUGCCCGCUUUGAACCAGAGACUUUCACUACGACAGAUACACGUCGUGAAUAUACGAUUUCUUACACUUCAAGACAUUAUCAAAAUCCUUCACCAGCAAACCAGAUGCCAUUGCCAGACCAGUCGGUAGACUCCUGGAUCGAUAUUCUCCAACCAAAUCAAGCAGGAUCUAGAACGGUAAAUGAUAAAUUUUCUCUAGCUGAGCAAACGUGUUUAUCUUUGAGUUUAAAUUCUAAAAUGUGGGCUGAACAUCAUUUGCCGCCGGUCCAAAUAAGUCCGUUUGAUGGUAGUGCUAUAAAUUGGCCUAAUUUCAUUGAAUUGUUUUAUGAAAAUGUGCAUUCACGAUUGGACGACGAUGGUCAACGCAUGGUGAGAUUGUCCUCAUAUUUGUCGGGUUCGGCGAAGCGUCGCGUUGAGGGAUUAGGUACCGCCGGCAGUCAUUACAUACUGGUUUUGAAAGAAUUGAAACGCCGCUACGGACAGUCUGUAUUUAUUGCACGGGCCGUGCUUGACCGUGUUGUGAACGGUAAGCGUAUUUCGCCUCUCUCGGCCGAUAGAUUACUUAAUUUUCACUCAGACGUGCGUGACUGCGUGGUGAAUCUAAAAAAGAUGUGUUUUUUGGCUGACAUCAGUAGUGUCGAGAAUGUAAGGAGAGUUUCAAACAGGAUUCCUCAAGAACUGAAUUCAAGUUGGAAUAAAUUUGUUGUGGGUUUUAUUCACGAGAACUCUAAUCCGACAUUAAUAGACUUUGAGCAAUGGUUGUGGGAAAGAACUGAGGAAAUUGCCAAUCCUUUUUCUCCUGAUGUUACUUGCAAUGUCACCAAUAGAGUUGACAAUGAGAGGCCCAAAACCGGUCGUCGCCAGUUAAUUACGUCACCAUUUUCAACGUUAACAAAUUCGGAAUCCGUUAAUGCCUCAUGCAGUGACGCACUACGUUGUCAAUUCUGCAAUGCUGGCCAUUCUUUAAGAAGUUGUGAUGUGUUUUACGGUGCAACCGAUGACGUAAAACGUAAUUUUGUUGUAGAGUUCAGACUUUGCUUUAAAUGUCUUGAACCGGGCCAUCGUGCAUUUAUGUGUAGAUGUGAUGUCAAGUGUAGUAUAUGCAGUGGGAAACAUCAUAAAUGUAUUCAUGGAAUUCGCAUGUUUGAAAGCGUCCCAAGACCAACAAACCGACAGGGUGUAAACAAUGCGAUGUCGGUAACCACUAGGGUUCAAUUUCAGUUGCUACCUGUAUUGGUUAGAGGAGCUAAUGGACGCUCCGAAUAUACCGUUGCUUUGCUCGAUUCGGCAAGUCAGGUUUCUCUCAUUCAUCCUAAACUUAAAACUAAAUUGGAUUUGCGUGGAUGUCGUAAAAAGCUUAUGUUAACCACCCUGGCGGGAACUGGGAUUUCAUAUGAUUCAGAAGCGGUUGGAUGUUUUGUACGUGACAAAUUAAAUCCCGAUGGCAAAGAACUAGCUCUAAAAUCAGUUUUCGUAUGUGACAAUAGAAUUCCCCACCCUGAAAGACGUCAAACGGAUUUUGAAACUUUUCAUCAUUUACGCGGAAUACCACUCCCUGAUAUUAAAGAAAACGAAGUUAUGUUGCUUAUAGGUGCGGACCAUCCGUUUGCCCACUUUCAACUAGAAAGUCGUGUAGGGGGGGAUAACGAGCCUAUUGCUAUUAGAACGCCACUCGGGUGGACUUUGCUAGGUGCAAACAAACGCGCUGGUGAAGUCGACCUAAUUCAGGCCAACUGUCAUUUAUUACACGACGAUUACAAUAUCUUGCAAGAACAAGUUAAGCAGUUUUGGAGUACGGACGCGAUAGGAAUGGUUUACAACAUGAAGCGAGCCGAAUCAGUGGAAGAUCGCGUGGCUGCGGAUAUGAUUAGAGCUAAAACGUCCAUUGUUGAUGGGCAUUAUCAAGUUGGCUUUUUGUGGCGUCACGAUGCUUCCAUUAUGCCGGAGAACAGUCUUAUUGCCCGCACUAGAUUUAAAAAUCUGAAAUAUCGACUUUUGAAAAAUAACUGUCUGAGAGACAUGUACUGCACGUCUAUGAGGAAAAAUAUCGAACGUGGCUGGGUGCGAAAACUGACCGAUAAAGAACGGGAUACUUUGGGCCCUCGAACUUGGUACCUGCCCCAUCAUGGAGUUCAGAAUCCGAAUAAACCCGGCAAGAUAAGAAUAGUUUUUGACGCCGCUGCUACAUAUUGUGGAAUUAGUUUAAAUAAUCAGAUAUAUUCGGGACCUGAUCUUAUUAAUAAUUUAAUUGGUGUUUUACUGCGAUUCAGAGAAAGACCCGUUGCAUUGAACGCUGAUAUUGAAGCCAUGUAG